Mizuhopecten yessoensis (Yesso scallop) is the source of this 2126-nucleotide messenger RNA. RefSeq names its product endonuclease III-like protein 1. The transcript is spliced from 4 exons. Gene Ontology annotation, molecular function: DNA-(apurinic or apyrimidinic site) endonuclease activity; oxidized pyrimidine nucleobase lesion DNA N-glycosylase activity; DNA binding. The coding region runs from base 68 to 1336 and encodes 422 amino acids. The record is from RefSeq and is a predicted model, not a curated record. NCBI's taxonomy places the organism in Eukaryota, Metazoa, Mollusca, Bivalvia, Pectinida, Pectinidae. Gene Ontology annotation, biological process: nucleotide-excision repair; base-excision repair, AP site formation; base-excision repair. Gene Ontology annotation, cellular component: nucleus.
CUUAUUUUUCGCGGGAAAUGUAUUCCGUUACAUAAAUAAACUACUUUUACGUAAACGUACAGCACACAUGCCAAGAGUAACCCUUUCUGCUGGUAGAACGUUACUGUGUCAAUUUUGGACUGAUGCACGCAAGAGAUUUGUUUUCAUUUCAUUAGAAUUAACAAAGAUGGAAGAUUCUCCAUAUUUUCAACAGAAUAAUAAGGUAACCAGAUCAAAAUUGUCACUCGGUAGACCAACUGUGAGUAAUCAAAUAUUGCAACCGUCAUUAUCUAAAAAACUGCAGGUGAAAAUCAAAGAAGAGCCUGUAGAUGAUAGUUAUGUCGAAACAAUCAGCAGUGUCAAUCAAGGGAGGCCAGAGCAGUUGGUUAAAUGUGAAAACAUUUCCAGUGUAAUUAAGUCGGAAACUGAUGUUAAAGAGAUUAAACAAGAACCACUUGAAUGUUAUCAUGAUAACAAAGAUAGUGGUGCUAUGACAACAAAAACUGUACUUAAGACAAGGAAAAGAGGCAAACAAGUAAUUCAGUAUGAAACAGUUUCAGUAAAAUCUGAACCAACAGAUACAGAUUUCCAGACUACUUCAGAUGACAACCGAAAGAAAAUAAAAUGGGAACCUCCGCUUUGGAAAACACAUCUUGAAAAUAUAAUUGAAAUGAGGAAGGCAUGGAAUGCACCUGUAGACACCAUGGGUUGUGAUGAAAUCAGUGACCGACAUUCAAAGCCAGAGGUGUACCGCUAUCAAGUACUGCUGUCACUGAUGCUGUCCAGUCAAACCAAAGAUCAGGUGACAUCAGCUGCAAUAUCCAGACUUCGGUCACAUGGUUGUACUGUUGACAACAUCCUUAAUACACCUGAUGAUCAACUUGGAAAACUCAUAUACCCUGUAGGCUUCUGGAAGAAAAAGGUAAUUUACAUCAAGAAAACCAGUGCUAUUCUUAAAGAUGAGUACAAAAGUGACAUUCCCAACACAGUACAGGACCUGUGUAAACUGCCAGGGGUGGGACCCAAGAUGGCCUACCUGACCAUGAAGUGUGCCUGGGACCAGGUGGUUGGCAUUGGAGUAGACACUCAUGUGCACCGAAUCUCUAACUGGCUGGGCUGGGUGAAAAAGCCUACCAAGGUUCCAGAACAGACACGCAUAGCUUUGGAAGAAUGGCUACCAAGGGAGUACUGGGGCAAGAUUGAUCUUCUAUUGGUGGGCUUCGGUCAGCAGAUAUGCACAGCCAGCAAGCCAAUGUGUGCUACCUGUCUAAACCAGCAGAUAUGUGCUGUCGGCAGGGCAAAUGUCAAAACCUCAAAAGUCAAACAAGAACAGAUCAAAAUAAAGGAAGAGUCAUAAUCUUAUUUCACAAUGUGAAGAUUACAAGUCUAAGGCAAAAUGUCAUCAUUGGAGCAAGCAUCUGGUGUUGUGUUAACAUUUAGACCAAAAAGUAAAUCUGAAGAUCACAAAAUAUCAAUUACAUGUUUUUCUUUCAUCAUGUACAUGUUAUGAAAAAUAAUAGUUUGAUUUUUGUACACUGUAUAGUGACAGAAUUAUGGUCCUCUAUGCUGGUUAUGAAGUCAGGGAAUCAAAUGUACAGAUUGUAUUAUAUUGUAAUGGUUUGGAUAUAUAGUGAGUCUUUCUAUUCUUUAUAUAUAAGUGUCCUGACCAUACUGAUGCAUGUCUUUGAUUCAUUUGAUAUAGUGACACACUUUUAUAAAUACCAUCUAAAGGAGAAAGAAAAAUGGUCUUUAUAGACAGGUUAGUAAUGAAGAAUCACUCAGAGACACAUACAACUGGUAUUCAUAGUCAGGUGUUAGUUUUAGUCAGGUGGUAACUAUAGAUAAAGAUUAUAAAUAUACAGGUGGCCUCUAGUACAGGUUUGACUGAAUCUUAUAGAGGCUCAUACUGUAUAUAUAUACAGUAGUAAAUGUGUUGUUUAGUUUAAAAAAAAACAUCCUCCAAGGUAAUUGUACUAGUUCCCAAACUUCCAUGUUUGACAACUAUGUCCCAACUGUAAGAGCACUUGUAUACUUGUUGGUAAAGCGCUACUAGCAGCUUAUACUGAUAAAGAUCAAUUGUAUAUCUACCUCAGUAAUGUUAAUGUAGGUCUUAUUCAUUGGGAUGUAUAUUAAUAAAAGAAAUCUGU